AUGGUCAUGCUACCGCGGCUCGACCGACUCGCUUCACUCCCCGAUACAUCCUCUACCCACUCUACCGCCCGCCCCGAUUCAACCAACGGUCGCAAGCGGAAGCUGGAGCGAAAAUGCACGGUCACGGUGAAUGACAACUAUUCCCGGGACGAAGUCCUGCUGAACCUAGAUCUGCUCGGUGGCGACAUAAAACCCGGGACCCUUGUCUCGAUAUCGGUCGUCAAGACGGAGACCGAUAAGAACUCCAGCUCCCACCUGGCCAAGGCCGGAUCUUCGUCUGAUCAUGCGCGAAACGGCAAGGCAGGGCCGGCACCGGACGCGGAAUGUGAUCGGUCAAAGCAUCGAUAUGUGUUCUAUGCGAAGGAUAUGUCGAAAGGCCUCAAGUCACGGUAUCCUCAUGGUGGGACACCCGUUAUUCUCGCUCCGGUCGACGAGAACAAUCCCGCCAUUGAUGCCUCUCACGUAGAGCUGAGUUUUCGCGACCAAUAUUUGUCUCGCGCCGAUAUUAUUAAAGCCCAGGUCACUGCUGUUUUUGUCGACGGCCACAAGGUCCAUUCGGCAUUCUUCUCACGCAAUACCCGGCCCAUUUUCCGCAGCGAAUCCGCUCGAUAUGUUCUCUUCAUUCAAAUGUCCCGCGAAAUGUGGGACUUCGACUCCGAUGGGUCUGGCGAGAUCAUGUUCAACAAAGUCGUGAACGGCUUCCUCCCGGCCGUUUUCAAGAAAUGGUCACUCCUCAAGGUCAGACACCUUGUUACCAUUGUUCUCUUUGCCCGCGUCGAGUACGAUGCCGGUCUCAGUGACGACUUGGUUUUCUCCCUCACAGACAAUCACUAUUAUACGGGCGUUCAGCCUUCUGGGAUGAAACGGCCCUACAAGGACUUUUACCGCGUCGUCGUGAAUGAGAUGGCUAGCUACGAAUGGGCCGCCAUCUUAAAGCAGCUCAAGAAGGAAUUCAACGUAUUCCGUCGCGACAUUAGCCUUCACCACCAGCGCCCAGAUAGCAAUUUUAUGUCAUUGGCCAGAGACUCGAGUGGGAACUCGAUUGCCCCGAGCCGAGUCAAGGCGGAGCCUUGCUUGGCCAUGUACGGGAACUUUCUCGAGGCCAUCAGCCUGGCUUCUUCCCAGUUCGCCCACGAUUACAUUGACAGGGACCUUGUGAGAACGGGUAUAUCAAUCGUGGUAAUCAGCCCCGGCCCCGGAGUUUUCGAGGUUGAUUACGAAGCCCUGAGGCGGACCACCGAAUCACUUGUCGGGAACGGCAUAGGAAUUGACUUGGUUUGCGUGCCCAAGAUCCCCCUGCACUCCGUGCCUCUCUUCAAGUAUCGAAAUCCAGACUUUGCAGAGCUGGAGAAGUCGAGAUGGCCUCAAAGCCGAGGGAGCACCCCGAGGCAUGACACUCCCGUAGCCGGAAGCUACCAAUCCCUCAUGGGCUCGUUGUCGCCGUCAAAGGGCCUGGACUUGCUUCAUCGUGCAGAGUACUUCACCACCCACCGCGCAAUUGACGAAUGGUGCUAUGCCCUACCACAGUGGCUCCAUGUCUCCUACUGGACCGGAACCUCUGGCGAUAACCUCUCGUAUCAGGGAAUCGCACUAUCAGUGUUGGACGUUGGAGGCGAAGAAAAGAAUGGCGACGAGUUUCUGGUUCGGUGUCGGAUGUAUGACUUGCAGAUGCGUAGCGUUCUCGAGACCAACGAGAUUGAAACUGUUCCUCUCAUGUCUGACCCGCAUUUCCCAUCUCAAAGCCUCACGGAGAACGGAGGCGCACACCGGCCGCGCCCAACUGGUACUGACGAGAUUGCGCACAUCGCUCUCAGACGUGCUCCCGAUGCACUGCAUGACCGCAUCUAUGGCUUCAUCAAGUUUGUACCGGACCGUAUGCUGAAGCCCGGCGAAAAGUCCAUCUGGAAACAACUUCAAGACUUUGAUAAUUCCCGGGCCAAGCUCCCCUCCUCUCGUCGCGUUUACCACCCGCAAAAGAACAGUCGCGAGUUGGACGAUACCGCGCGGCACCAGCUCGCGGAGGAUUCGGGUCUCUUCGGGACCUCUCUCCCGGAAAGGAAGCCCUCUGUGAUCAAGGGCUCGAGCGCCGGUCGCAAGCUCUCAGUGAACCUGGGUGACAAUACUAAAAUCAGCGCCUCGCUACUGAGCCCUGUCAAGAGCACCGGCGGAGUUAGUACCAUUCGCCCUGCUAGCGCGGUGCAGACGUCCUCCUCGCCGAAUAAGGCGCAGAAGCUCAUGCGGCACAUCAGUUUGGGCCACCGCGGUUUUGGCAUCGCGGCCCCCAAGGUAGCCGUCGCCGAGGUGCGCGCGGAAACUGUGAGCGCCGAGAGUUCGUUGCGUCCUGAAGCCCAGUCGCCAGCUCCUUCCUACACGGCCAGCAAUCGACCAUCGCUUAGUCGACGCCCGACCUCUCCGAGGUCCAUUGGAAAAAGGCCCUCUCCCUUCCCCAUGCAGGCCUUGAAGACGGAUUCAAUCGACUCUCUUGCCGGCGCAAUGCCCUCCACGCCGAGUAUACCCAUCCCCUCAGGCCCCUUCCUGCAACCAAAAGCGGACUGGUCUACGACGUCCCCGUUGGCGCGAAAAGGCAAACGGAAUGAGGAUAGCGAUGCCAAGUUCUCCAGCGUCCUGAGGGCAGAUGACGCGAAGGUUUAUACUAGCAAGCUACGGGCAGGGGCUCUUCCCGAGCUCCCUUCGGCGCCUUCCCCUGCUUCAGCCAUUUUACCCUGGCUUACCGUUUUGAACCCUUCCAACCCGGAUACUCACAAGGUCGAUGAUACCAUGUUGUACAGUCGGUGGCAGCACGUAUUUCCGCGAACCUCCAAGAUGAAGAUGAUGAAGUGGAAGGCACUGUGUUGCCCAGCAGCCGUUCCGUUGACAACGGAGUAUUUCCCAACAAGAACCCAAUUCGAGACCGAGUAUGAAUGCAAGCCUUACAAUAUUGCCCAAAAUGAUGAUGACGAUCUUGUUGACGAACCGAAGAGUCGGGAGGAAUUUCUGAGAGAGCUGAUUAGCCUGAGGUUCGCCCAGGGAUUUCAGGUCAUUGUGGGCCCAGCUGUUGCUCGUGCCUUUGGCCAGAAGCUUCUCAAGGUUGCUGAUAUCUUCACCCGCAACCAAAAGUUGGAGGACGGUGCGAGCGUCUUCAUAGGUCAACAUCUACUCAAGAAAGCCACCGUCGGGCCUGCCUUUGCUCUCGUCGUCCGGGAGCAGCUACAAACCGGCGAUUCGGACCAUUCUCGACGCAGAUUACCGAACUCGCGAGCUGGACAUUGCGACACCGCGCCCGGAGAGGAUUGGAACUACAUCGAUUCAUACCUGGCAGGCCACACCGAUGAGAUGACGGAAAAUUUGAGGUUCUGGAGAGCCCGCUUCGUGCUCAUCCCCGUAGAAUUCCGUGCCUCGCUCUUGCCAAGAAUUCAUGAAGAAGAUAGCCCAGAAGAGAUUCGGCUGGAGGGCAUCCGACGACUUGCGCAACUCUGGCAGAAGAACAAGUACAUCGCUCCAUCCGAGCGUCGAUACCAGUCUAUGGCGCCGCGUCGGCGAAGGGAUAUCAACCCGCUCGAUAUCGUAUUCAAAACAGAGGAUCCUUCUGUCGUUAUCGCCGCCGAACUUGAGACGUUGCCCCUGAUUGAGGGCUUGGAAGGCGUCCCGCGACGGGGUCAACUCCUCUCUCAGAGGGAUCGCUUCCGCCGGUCGAGCCUCAAUAUCGCCGUCCUAGCCGAAGCGAUCCAGCAAUCGGUCGAGAGUGGUGGUUCGCGAAGAAGCAGAAGCUCUAGGAAAAUGCUCAUGGCCUCCGAGGAAGAAGGAGCUCGGAAAAAGGACCGGGAAAAGGAAAAGGAAGGCGGAGAGCCCUUCAAAGAGGGCAGGAAAGAACGCGGUUCUGGCUUGUUUGUCCACGUCGAGAAGCGCCACGACUUCCGCGACGGCCAGUACUUUUACCAGAUCGCCGGUGAGUAUGCCAAGGCACCACCAGUAUCUUCUGGUUGGUUCAACACGAAGCGGCGAGGCGACACUGUCCCAUCUACCCCGGCAAUUGAAUCUGCAAUGAGAGAUUCUCCUCGAGUGACGAGGGUGACGCCAAUCCUAGAUGAUUCCCCUACGACAUCCGCCAAUUCCACCCCCAUGAUGGCGCCUGUGGGCGCCAGGAAACAUCGGGACAAGCCGCGCGUGAUGCUAUCUAAAGUAAUGAAGUAUGAUGUUGAUCGCAAGAAGCGAUCCUAUCGACCGGAAAGGAUCAACCUCCAUUACGAUAGGCUCCACAACCCCGAUGCCUGCUACCACAUACGAAUCGAAUGGAUGAACGUGACGGCCAAACUGAUUGAAGAUGCAGUGGAGAGCUGGGCUCGGGAGGCGGCCGGGUUCGGACUGCGCCUCGUGGAGGUGCCUAUCAAGGAAGCAUGCACGAUCAUGAAUAUCAAUCCCUUCAAGAGGCCCUACCUCAUCAAACUCAGCUCCCCACCUCCCGUGCAAUGUCCCGACGAGUAUCUCGAUCCGCCCGCCUUUUCGUCGCACGCGCUCUCUUCCAAGUUCUUCUAUCAGAAGGCGAUACUCCGAAAGUUCGACUUUGUCCUGGACUACGAGGCCGCAUCGUGUUUCCCCACCGACGUGGAUGUGAGGUACUCAUGGGGCAACCCCAACUUCAAGUAUACACAGUAUAUUCACCGCUCCGGCGUCGUCCUGGCGGAGAUAACAGACGAAGGCCACUUUCUCUUGAUGGGAAACAGCCUGUGCAACAACCGCGGCAUCGCCAGUCGCGAGAAGGAGAUGAAGGAGUCGCGUUACGGAGAAUCCGCCAAUAGCGGUGCCCCUGAACGGCCCGCCGGCAGGAUGAUGUCCAUCGGCAGCUACAUUCCGGAGCCUGCCGUUCCUCCGGGCAGCCCGCUCGGCAAAUCCGCCUCCUCCCACGUCAACUCCCCACUGAUCCGCGCGACUCCGAUCGGCGCCGACAUGGGCGCGGGCGCUACCGCCUCUACGACCAAACCCAUGGAUCCUGAAGCGAUCAAGCACGAUCUCGACACCUUUUGCUCUGAACCCUCCCGCCUCGUUGCCUUUUACAAGGAGCUCCUCGAAAAGGGGCCCCAGCCCUUCCACACGCCGGGCAUCAUCAUGCCCAGCAGCGGCCUCGAGGUCGUUCCGGAGGCCUACAUCCCCUCCCUCGGCCUGCCCCCGGCGUGCUCAGGGGCGACGCGAGAGAGGUGA
Messenger RNA from Parascedosporium putredinis, 5196 nucleotides. The record is from the annotation of a GenBank genome assembly. NCBI's taxonomy places the organism in Eukaryota, Fungi, Ascomycota, Sordariomycetes, Microascales, Microascaceae.